CCUCUUAGCAACCCGCCAGCAGCUCUGUUUCCAAGGACGCGCGCGCCUCCAGCUUCCGGCAGCGAGAGGCGUGCCCAGGACCCUGACUCGGGAAUCCGACUCUGUGCGUCCCCACAAGACCCGGACCAGGCGCUGCCUUCGGCCGGAGAUGAGCAGCAAUGACUCUUCUCUAAUGGCUGGAAUCAUUUACUACAGCCAAGAAAAGUACUUCCGCCAUGUGCAGCAUGCUGCAGCCAUAGGCCUGGAAAAGUUCAGCAAUGACCCUGUGCUUCAGUUCUUUAAAGCUUAUGGAGUCCUCAGAGAAGAGCGCAUCCAGGAUUCCAUCAGUGACCUGGAGAGCAUCCGGAACCACCCAGACGUAGCCCUGUGCUCCACCAUGGCCCUCAUUUACGCUCACAAGUGCUGUGAAAUCAUUGACAGAGAAGCUAUCCAGGAGCUUGAGAGCAGCCUGAAGGAAGUCCGCAAGGCAGCUGAUGGGACUGCCCUGUACUAUGCUAGCCUCUUCCUCUGGCUCAUGGGCCGCCAUGAGAAAGCCAAGGAGUACCUCAACCGUACAAUGAAACUCUCCAGUAGCUCCAGAGAGGCAAUGUACCUCAUGACGCAGCAGAACUACUCAGGAGCUUUGGAGGUGGUGAACCAGAUCACCGUGGCCUCAGCAGGCUUCUUGCCUGCCUUCGUCCUGAAGAUGAGGCUGUUCUUGGCAAGGCAGGACUGGGAGCAGACAGUAGAAACAGCACAAAGAAUCCUAGAAAAAGAUGAAAGUAAUAUUGACGCCUGCCAAAUUCUAGCUGUGCAUGAGCUUGCGAGAGAAGGAAACAUGACCAAAGCUGUUGAGCACAUUAGAAAUCUGAUUAAGGCUCUAGAGAUAAGAGAGCCCCAAAAUCCAAGCCUCCAUCUUAAAAAAAUUCUUGUGGUUGGCAGACUGUGUGGAAGACACCAGGCAAUCCUGCAGCUAUUAUGUAGCUUCAUCGAGCGUACCUUCAUGACCACACCCUCCUCCGCCCAUGUGGCUGUAGAGCUGGGCUAUCUCUUCAUCCUGCAGGACCAAGUAAAGGAGGCAUCACGGUGGUACUCUGAAGCCAUGAAACUGGAUGAGAGCAGUGUAGCUGCCUUGACAGGGAUCAUCUGGUGCUGCAUCUUACAAGGCCAGCUGGACGAGGCUGAGCAACAGCUGGAAUUCCUGAAGGAAGUGCAGCAGUCCCUUGGAAAGUCUGAGGUGCUGGUUUUCCUCCAGGCCCUUCUGGCAUCCAAGAAGCACAGGGCGGAACAGGAGGCCCCAGCACUCCUGAAGGAAGCUGCAGAGCUGCAUUUCUCCAGUAUGCAGGGCCUCCCCCUGAGCCCCGAGUACUUCGAACGGCUGGACCCCUCCUUCCUGGUCUGCAUCACCAAGGAGUACUUGUUCUUCUGCCCCAAGCAGCCCCGGUCGCCAGGCCAGAUCGUGUCUCCACUUCUUAAACAAGUCGCCGUGAUCUUGAGCCCUGUGGUCAAAGCAGCCCCAGCUCUGAUUGAACCCCUUUAUCUGUCAGCUCACGUCAAAUAUCUCUCAGGAGAGCUAGAGAAUGCCCAGAGCACCCUGCAGCGUUGCCUGGAGCUGGACCCUACGUCUGCAGACACCCACUUGCUCAUGGCCCAGAUCUACCUUGCUCAGGGCAACUUUGCCAUGUGUUCCCACUGCUUAGAGCUGGGCGUCAGCCACAACUUCCAGGUCCGAGACCACCCCCUCUACCACUUCAUCAAGGCCAGAGCCCUCAACAAGUCUGGGGACUAUCCAGAGGCCAUAAAGACUCUGAAAAUGAUAACAAAAUUACCAACUCUGAGGGUGGAAGAAAGCAAGAAGUUCCGUGGGCCUUCCUUGCAGCCCAGCGAGCGCGUGUCCAUCUUACUGGAACUGGCAGAUGCACUCCGGCUGAAUGGGGAGCUGCAUGAGGCCACCAAAGUCAUGCAGGAUGCCAUCAAUGAGUUCAGCGGCACGCCAGAAGAGAUCCGCAUCACCAUCGCCAACGUGGACUUGGCCCUGAGCAAGGGGAACGUGGACGUGGCACUCAGUAUGCUGAGGAACAUCACCCCCAAGCAGCCCUGCUACACGGAAGCCAAGGAGAAGAUGGCCAGCAUCUACCUGAACGCCCGUAAAGAUGUCCGCCUGUAUAUUGGGUGCUACCGUGAGCUCUGUGAAAACCUUCCUGGCCCCCACACCAGCCUGCUACUGGGUGAUGCUUUUAUGAACAUUCAGGAGCCUGAGAAGGCCUUGGAAGUCUAUGAUGAGGCAUAUAGAAAGAACCCGCAUGACGCCUCCCUGGUCAGCAGGAUUGGGCAAGCUUAUGUGAAGACUCACCAGUACAACAAGGCAAUUAAUUAUUAUGAGGCCGCCCAGAAGAUUAGCGGACAGGACUUUCUGUGCUGCGAUCUGGCUGAACUGCUCCUGAAGUUAAAGAAGUUCACCAAAGCAGAAAAAGUUCUAAAGCAGGCACUGGAGCGUGACUUUGUCCAAGAUAUCCCAUCCAUGAUGAAUGAUGUUAAGUGCCUACUUCUGCUGGCAAAAGUUUAUAAGAGUCAUAAAAAAGAAGAUGUGAUGGAAACUUUGAACAAGGCCUUGGACCUCCAGUCUCGGAUACUGAAGCGGGUUCCACUGGAACAACCAGAAAUGAUCCCCUCUCAGAAGCAACUGGCAGCCUCCAUCUGCAUCCAGUUUGGGGAGCACUACCUUGAAGAGAAGGAGUAUGCCCAGGCAGUGCGGGCUUACAAGGAUGCCCUCUCCUACUCACCCACUGACAACAAGGUGGUGUUGGAACUGGCGCGGCUCUACUUGCUCCAGGGGCAUCUGGACUUGUGUGAACAGCACUGUGCCAUCCUCCUGCAGACCGAGCAGAACCAGGAGACCCCCUCUGUGAUGAUGGCUGACCUGAUGUUUCGAAAACAGAAUUAUGAAGCUGCCAUCAGUCUCUACCACCAGGUCCUGGAGAAAGUACCAGAUAAUUUUUCAGUACUGAAUAAAUUAAUCGAUCUGUUACGAAGAAGUGGUAAACUUGAAGAAGCCCCCACCUUCUUUGAACUGGCCAAGAAGGUGUCCAGCCGUGUACCUUUGGAGGCAGGGUUCAACUACUGCAGAGGCAUUUACUACUGGCACAUAGGGCAGCCCAACGAAGCCCUGAAGUUCCUGAACAAGGCUCGCAAGGACAGCACUUGGGGCCAGAGAGCCACCUACUACAUGGUACAGAUUUGUCUGAACCCGGACAAUGAGAUCAUGGGCGGAGAAGCUUUUGAGAACAUGAUGGCUGAGAGCAUCUCCAUGGAUAAGAAGGACUCAGAGCAGCACGGUGUGCGCACAGCUGAAAAGCUGCUGCGUGAGUUCUACCCACACUCAGUCUCUGGCCAGGCCCAGUUGCGGCUUCUGCAGAGCCUCUGCCUGAUGGCCACAAGGGAGAAGGCUAACGUGGAGGCAGCGCUGAGCACCUUCAUCGAGAUGGCCCAGGCCGAGAAGAACAGCGUCUCCGCCCUGCUGGCCAUGGCACAGGCCUACACUCUACUGAAGCAGAUCCCCAAAGCACGCACACAGCUGAAGCGCCAGGCCAAGGCCCCCUGGGUACUGGAUGAAGCAGAUGACCUAGAGAAGAGCUGGCUCCUGCUGGCCGACAUCUACUGCCAGGGGGGCAAGUUCGACCUCGCCUCAGAGCUGCUGCGGCGCUGCGUGCAGUACAACAAGUCCUGCUGCAAGGCCUAUGAAUAUAUGGGCUUCAUCAUGGAGAAGGAACAGUCCUACAAGGAUGCAGCUACCAACUAUGAGCUGGCCUGGAAGUACAGCCAUCAUGCCAACCCUUCCGUGGGCUUCAAACUCGCUUUCAACUACCUGAAAGACAAGAGAUUCGUGGAGGCCAUUGAAGUCUGCCACAGUGUUCUCAGAGAGUACCCCAACUACCCCAAGAUCAGAGAGGAAAUUUUGGAAAAGGCCCAAGGAUCCUUGAGGCCCUAGCAAUGGUCAUGGAGGCCUGGGUGGAGGCAGUCAACCUACAGAAGU
This is a messenger RNA of Orycteropus afer afer, 4012 nucleotides long. The record is from RefSeq and is a predicted model, not a curated record. NCBI's taxonomy places the organism in Eukaryota, Metazoa, Chordata, Mammalia, Tubulidentata, Orycteropodidae.